This is a messenger RNA of Ectocarpus siliculosus, 7860 nucleotides long. The record is from the annotation of a GenBank genome assembly. NCBI's taxonomy places the organism in Eukaryota, Phaeophyceae, Ectocarpales, Ectocarpaceae.
AUGACGGACCUCGAUCUCUUCCCGCGAGGCAAGAGCGCCGCCGCAGCAGACGCGGCAGCAGCAUCCAGCACGCCCAAGUCGAGCAGCGGCAAGCAAGAUGCUCGAAAACGCAAGUCCUCCGGGGCGGCAUCGCCUCAAGAUAACAGUAAGAAGGGCAAGGGGGGCAAGGACAAGGACUGGCUGUUCGGCGGUGGCGGUGGCGGUGGCGGUGGCGAUAAGCAGCAGAGCAGGCCUUCGGCGCCAGGCAAGAGACCUCGCGGCGAGAGCAGUGCAUCGAGCCCCGGCGGUAUCGGUGCAUCGAAGGGGAAGAAGAGAGGCUCGACCGCGAGCGAGGUGGGGUCGGGCAUGCUUGUAGAGCACUCGGGGAGGGCUCCUCGGCUCGAGAUGGUUUCCUUCAAGAAGCUGAACAAGGGCACUCUUGCCAUGGGAGUCGUCUUCAAGAUCAAUGAACACGACAUGGUGGUCUCCUUGCCCAGCAGCCUAACGGGCGUGGUUAGACGUCAAGAGGUCAGCGACUACUUCCACCAAAAGGCAGCAAGCGCGAAGAACACCGGGUCCAAUAGAGCUGGCGGCCGAGGGAGAUACUUCGACGAAUCACACGCCGGCGAGAAGCCCUUGACCCACCUAUUCCGCGAAGGACAGGUUGUCCGCUGCGCCAUCAUCAGCCUGGCGAAGGAAGCCAAAGGCCGUCACAUCGAGCUGUCCCUUCGCGCCUCCGUGGUGAACAAGGGGUUGUCGCUGUCCCAGCUGACGAAGGGAAGUGGGGUGUACGGGUCAGUGGCGUCGGCGGAGGACCAUGGGUACGUGGUCACGCUCGGCCUGGAUGGCGUUACCGCUUUUCUCCCGAAGAAGGAUGGUCCCAAGGACGGCCUCGAACCGGGGCAGCCGGUAGAGGCUGUCAUCCAGACGGUAAAGGCUGCUGCUCGCACGGUGACUCUGACAGCAGAUCCUUCGCUAGUUUCCUCUGCUGUGACCCAGGGCACGUCCUUCGACCUUCGCUCCCUCAAGCCCGGAAUGCUCGUCGACGCCAUCGUGGACAGCGUGCUCUCGAACGGGAUCCUCGUGAGUUUCCUCGGCUACUUCGCCGGGUGCGUGGACCACAACAACAUGCCUCUCGUCUCCGGAGACGGCAAGGACGAGCCCAAAGGAUGGCGACCGCUCUUCAGACCGGGACCAGAACCGGUCCGCGCUCGAGUUCUGCUGGUUGACUACGUGAACAAGGCUAUUCGCCUGACUCUCCGUCCUCAUCUGAUGGAGAUGAGAACACCCUCUGGCUUGCCGCCGACCGGGGCGUUGUUGGAGGGAGAGGUCGUCAGGGUGGACCCUGCGUUGGGCCUUCUGCUUACGGUGCCGUCAACGGAAGAAGACGACGGAAGCGAAGCAGCCGGCAACGCCCCUGCCGCCAAGAAGGAACGGGGGCAGGGCCGUCGAGAACGUCGAGCGGCAGCAGCAGCAGCAGCAGCAGCGGCAGCGGCUGGCGGCGACGAGGACGACGGCGAGGAGCAGGAAAAGAAGUGGAAGACCAUCGGCGCGUACGUGCACAUCUCCCGUAUCUCCGAUGAGAGGGUGGAGCAUGUGGAGAAAUCUUACAAGCCUGGACAGAAGGUCCGGUGUCGCGUCACGGGGUCCUCGCUCGUUGAAGGCUGGGCGGCAGCGUCCCUCCGGCCCUCUGUCCUGUCGGCUGCCGUGUUGCGGUACCAAGACCUGAAGCCCGGUUCCCUCGUGGAAGGGGAGGUCGCUGCGGUGGAGGCGUUCGGUCUCCUCGUGAAGCUGGGAGAAGGCGUUCGUGCUCUGGUUCCCAAGAAUCAUCUGGGCGACGUGGGCGUCAAGAACCCCAAGGCUCGCUUCAAGGUCGGAGCGCGUGUGAAGGGGCGAGUGCUGACGGUGGAUGCUGGGUCAAGCAAGUCCACGUUGACCUUAAAACGCUCCAUGGUCAAGGACAAGCGGGAGGUCAUCUCCACGUACACGGAGGCGAAGGAGAGAGAGGGUACGGCGUGCACGGGUUUCGUGACCAAGGUGGCUCCGUUCGGGCUGCACGUGUCGUUCUACGGGAACGUCUUCGGACUUCUACCUUCCAAGGCCCUGACGAAGCAUGGCAUCCAAGAUCCUUCGGAGGCCUUCGCCGUUGGGCAGGUGGUCGGGUGUGUGGUGCGAUCGUGCGACGUGACCACCUACCCUCCCAAGCUUGCCCUUUCUCUCGACGUUGCCGGAAAGACGGAAGAGAUGGGAGGCACCGGUGCUGCUGAGGAGGACGAGUCGGAUGGCGAGGGAGGAGCAGCAUCGUGUCCAUUCUCUCCCGGUGACACUGUGUCAGGAGUCGUGUCCGCCAACCAAGACAAGGAAGGCAAGGUCGUCGUCGACCUCAACCUCCCGGCUGACACCACCCCCGAGGACACCUCGACAAAAAAGAAAAAGAAGAAAUCUCAAGCCAAGCAGGCGGCGGUAGCCACAACCGCGCCGGGGUUCCUCCCGCACCCCCACCUGGGCGAUCACGCGUCCGUGUGCGGGCAGACCCUUGCGGCGCAAUUAACCCCAGGGACUGUCAUCGACCAGCUUCUGGUGCUUGAAGUCGACAAGAUGGGGGUGCCCAUGGUGACCCUCAAGCCUCUCCUGCUGUCGGCCGUCGCUCGUAGCGGGGAAGACAAGGAGGCGUUUGUCCCAGGGGCUGCGUCGAACGUGUCCCCUGGAGACCUGAUCGCCGGGUACGUGUGCCGGGUGGAGUCUUUCGGGGUGUUUGUGAGGUUCUUGGGCAGGUUCACGGCACUGUGCCCGCGGUCCAUGGCGGCGGACCGGAUGGUGGAAGACCCCAGUGGGAUGUUCGAGGAAGGCGACAGCGCUAGGUGUGUCGUACAGCGUGUGGACGAGGACACGGGGCGUGUGGUGGUGACCCUUGACCGCACCACGGUACCCACCUCCCCAGCCCUCUACCUCCGAUCCCUUCUCUCGGAGACAUUCGCUUCUGCCGCUGGUGGUUGUGCUGAAGCAGCACCUUCCGGCAACCUCACCGGAAACGAAGGCGCUGAGGCUUCGGAAGAGGUCGCUCGGCCUUGGGGUCGUCUUGAGUUUGGGUCAACGACAAAUGCGGUGGUGGUGGCGUUGAAGGAGUACGGGGUGGUCUUGAAGGCGAAGGCGUCGAGUGGGAAGCGGGACAAGGACAAGGGUGGCCAGCUGAUGGUGUGUCCCCUGGAGCACUCGAUGGACGGUGUGGAGGAGGGCAACGAGGUCAAGGUUCGUGUGAUCGGGAUGGACUUGGAGAAGGGCGUCGUCGAGGUGACCAUGGACACCGACCUUGUCAAGGCUGGGCGUUCGAAACACCUCCGGGCUAUGGUGCCGCUAGAGGCAGGGGAGACCGUUCCCGCGAAGGUGUUGGUGGCCAAACCCAAUGCCAAGUGGGCGGUAGCCGUCUCCGAUGAUGGACAGGGCCGCCUCUUCGUCCUACAGGUGGCAGAUUUCCACUGCCCUCACCGAACCUGCGAAGACGCUGGCCUCUGCCCAGACACCCCAACUGCUGACCCUGCUGACCCCUCGUCAUCCGAAGCCAAAAGAAGAACCUUCGUGGCUAAGGUGGGGGAGUCCUUUACGCCAGGCCUGGAGGGCUACUGGGAGGCAAGGGAGGACGGCGUCGGUGCCAGUGGAUGCAAUCCUUACGCUGGAGCGGUGCUGGUUGUUGAGGAGGCUGACGGGAACACCGGCAAGCGAAAGAGCCGUCGCAAGGCUCGGGGAGAAGACCUUGAUCUGGGAGGAGGUGUCAAUGGUGGUGACGGUGCUUUGGAUGCUAUUCAAGACGUAGGGGCGCUUAUGAAGGCCGGCAGGGUUCCGCUCGGCAAGAUCAAGAUGGGGGCAAAGGUGGUGUGUGAGGUUCGGUCCGUGCACUGGGACCGGCUGGACGUGAAGGUAGCAGUCCGGUAUCCCAAGAGCUAUGGGCCCUCGGUGGGUAAAGCCCGCAAUCGGCAGGUUGGGGUGGAGGAGGCGGAGAAAAACGAUCAAAUCGAGGGCAACGACAAGGGCACGGUGGAUGCGGAGACCUCGAACAAGGGCAGCAAGAAGAGGAGACGAGAGAAGACCAACAAGUCCAAGGCUAAGGGUUCAAAGCCUGGGGAUGAGGGUGAGCCUGAGGCUGACGCGAAGGCCGACAAGAAACACCGAAAGCAAAUGGUCCGGAUUCGAGCCAAGAUCCACUGCACUGCGGCGGGACUUCCGGGGCUCGAUGGUCCUGCGGAACGACAGAGGAAGGACACCGCCGGAGAUGGCGUUGCCGACCUGCCUCCUUGGCAUCCGCUGGAAAAGUUCCACGUCGGACAAGUGCUGACAGCCCGAGUGCUCCACUUCGAGGACAUGACUCAGAAGGACCCCAAGUCGGACUUCGUGUUCCGACUCCUCGAGUUGGGACUCCUGGACGGGGACGGCACUGUCACCAUCGACCAAUCGGGGCUAGGCGAAGCAGAAGGAGAAGGAGAGGAAGCUGUUUCUGUUCCUGCAGUGCCGUGGUGGGGAGAGUGCCCCCCCAAGGCUGGGGAAGUACACAGGGGUGUCAUCACGGAGGUCGCAGAGCACGGAUUGCUGGUGUCCUUGUCCAACUCGGUCCGCGGCUUGGUGCCAUUGGCAAAACUCAGCUCUGACGCGACAGUCACCGCCAAAAACUUCGGCGAGUUUUUCGAGAGGGGAAUGGGACUCCGGGUUCUUGUCCGGAGGGUUGAAGAGGAAAGACGUCGUCUCAUCCUCUCUCUCGUCGGUGUCCCCGACCGCGACACGCUUCCAGACUCAGCCCUCCCGGCCAUGUCCCCGGGUUUCCAAGCCGAUGUAAAGUCGAAGGCGGCGAGAAACCUGACGUCAGAGUCCCCUGAUGCCGGAGAUGUCGUCGAGGGCAGGGUGGACCUUACCGUUAAGGCGUGGUCCCCUCCGUGCGUGAUGGUGAGGUUGGACGGCGGCUGUAUCGGGAGGGUGUGCGUGACGGAGCUGUCGGAAGAAGAGGCUUGGAAGGACAAUCCCGUUGGACGGAUAAAGGAUGGUGCUCGCGUGAAGUGCAGGGUGCUGCCCCCUCUCCCGAAGAGAUCUACGGAAGCGCAAUCCAAGUCACGAAGGCGACGGUCUGGCGAUGGCGAUGAAGACGAUGAAGAGGGUGACGGUUACAUGGGACCGGUGGAGCUAUCGCUGCGACCGUGUAGGGUGGAGGCAUCGAAGAACAAGCGAAAAGAGGCCAUCAAGAGGGAUGCCGCUCCGAAAGUGGGGUCUACCGCUAAGUGCUACGUCGUGGCAACCAGCAAGUCGGGCUGCUUCGUCAUCCUCAACGGAGGCGUGUCCGGCAGAGUACUACUCAAGCACCUGUCAGACCGAUUCGUCUCCGACCCAGCGCAGGAGUUCCCUGCGGGGAAACUUGUCGCAGGGAAAGUUCUUGCCCAGGAAAAGGAGACGGGGCGGGUGUCGCUGUCCCUGAAGCCGUCCGACGUGGUUGGAGGCGAGGGAGGGGCACUCACGUGGUCUAGUGAGAUUCUCAAGCCAGGGCUGAAGGUGAAGGGCACGGUGGAUACCGUCAAGGACUUCGGCGUGUUCAUCCAGAUCCACGACUCGAAGGUGCGAGGGAUGUGUCAUCGCUCUGAGGCUGCUGACGAAACCAUCGACGACCUUACCCAAGUCUACGACGAGGGAGACCUUGUGAAGGCCGUCGUACUCAAGGUGAACAAAAACAACAAGCGCGUGAGCCUCGGUCUGAAAGCAAGUUAUUUCGAAGACGAUCCGGACAGCGACUCAGACGACAGCGGAUCGGACCAAGACGGGAGUGAAGACGUGGACGAUGGCCACAAGGCAGAAAGCAGCGAUGAGAACGACGACAUGGUGGCAGCAGCGGCGAUGGAAGUGUCGGACGAUGACGAAGGCGAGCAAGAUCAGGAUGAGGAUGAUAGCGAGGAAGAAGAGAGUGAAGACAGCGAUGACGAUGAGAGCGAGAGGGCGUCCAAGAGAGCAAAAGGUGGUGUCCUGGGUGGGGGUCUGGGGGGAGAGAAAGUCGGCGGGGCUAACGCCUUUUGUCUUAACUUCGGGGACCUGGUUAGUUCGAUGGGCGGUGCCGGCGCGAGCAGCGAUGAGGACGAAGACAGCGACGAAGACGACGGCAGCGAUCAGGAUGGGGGUGCAUCGGGGACUAAGAGUCACCGAUCUCGCAAGAAGGCGAAGGAGAGGAGAGAGGAGGAGGACCGCAUCGCCGCUAGGGAACGAGCCCUGCAAGACGAGGAUGCGGCACCAGAGACGGCUGGCGAUUACGAGAGGCUUCUGGUGGCGACGCCAAAUGACUCCCUGUUGUGGGUCAAGUUCAUGGCCUUCAAACUCUCCCUCGCUGACGUUGAGGGUGCUCGUGCGGUGUGCGAGAGAGGGUUGAAGGCGGUGUCUUUCCGAGAGGAGCAAGAGCGGUUCAACCUGUGGGUCUCUCUGAUCAACCUCGAGCACAAGUACGGCAGUCGUUCUACCCUCAAGGCCGUGUCGGAGAGAGCUUGCCAGAACAGCAACCCCAAGAAGGUCUACCUCCACAUGGCAGAGAUGCACGAGAAGGCUCAGGAGAGCGAGGAAUGCGAAGAAGUUUUCCAGGCAGCCGUGAAGAAGUUCAGACAUUCCCAGAAGGUGUGGGUAGCGUAUCAGCUGUCGCGACUGAAGAGAGGGGACGACGCCGGUGCUCGAGAGGCACUCAAGCGAAGCCUGCAGUCCCUGGCUAGGCACAAGCACGUCUCUGUCAUCUCGAGGUUCGCUCAAAACGAGUUUGAGCACGGGUCGGUGGAGCGGGGUCGCUCGGUGUUCGAGGGCCUUAUGGCGUCCUACCCCAAGCGCCUGGAUCUGUGGAACGUGUACUUCGACAAGGAGGUGAAGGCUGGAGACCUGAGGGCGGCGAGGAAUCUGCUGGAGCGAUUGACGGGCAUGGACUUCAAUGCGAAACGAAUGAAGGGGGUGUUUAAGAAGUACCUUCAGUUCGAGAUGGAGCACGGCGACGAGGCCCGUGUGAACGCCGUCAAAGCCAAGGCCACCGAAUACGUGGCGUCUUUGGCUGGAUGAAGAUCAAGAGCACAACCCAAGCGGUGGCUGCGAGAUCUUCUUUUUAGCGGUUAACUUUUCGGCUGUAUCGGUCGGUUUGACUACUGUACGGCAAGCGUCGUGGUAGGAGUGUGAGGCAGGGACGCUGCAGCACUAGAUCCUCGUUGUAUUGCUUUUGCCUUUAAUCGGUGUCACGUCGUAAAGUCUCAUCUGUCUUUGCUUUUUUGGGUGCGAAGGGUUUGUUGUUGCUCUACAGGUGAUUUUGAUGGUUAAUGAUUAUUGUGUCUACCGCGGGUCAAACGACUAGAUACUUCCGUUUUAUCCGCAUGAUAAGUGGGCGCGUGAAAUGUAGCGUUCAGCGCGCGGGGGUGAUAUUCAUUUAGUGUCCCCCAAUUGUAACUAUCCCACCGGAUGUAGUUUUUGUGUAAUUUUCGUGUUUGUUUGGUUCCUGGCGUCACGGCGGUAGGAUAACGCCUUUUAUUUGGGUGGCAAGGAAUUGGCUGCACAAGUAUGUAGCAGCUCCGUGUUGCUCCAUGUUUCUUGGCAUGGUGUGAUCGGCCAUUCAUGUUGUUGAGAGCGAUUUUGCGUGACGUUUUUCUGGAGGCAGGGGUGGCAGUUUGGGCUCCGAUACCUGUGAUACUCCGUUUUGGUGUGAGGAACGCCCAUGGUCCAUCAAAAGUGGCGCGUGUGACUUGUUGUGGUCGGUAUGUAAAUACAAUGUGAUGCAACACUUUGGAGAGAAUGCACGUUAGAAGAAGCAACUGAGAGGUGGUAAGUUUCUAGGAGUGAGCAGUCUGCCUCUCCUGAAGCCCCCCCGUUACAUCAAGAAUAUACGUGUCGAGUUUC